UACUUGUUUAUGUGUUUGUUUAUUUUUGUUAGAUUUACGAAAAGAUUUUCCCUUUUAUCAUCAAAAGAAUGCUUUAAAAAAAAAGGAGAAAUAAGUACAGAUAAUAUGAUGUGAAUAAUAAAAUAUGAGGUUUCUUUACGUGAACCGGUUUCAGAAGAACCAAAUAUACACACACGUAAUAAAUAGUACUUUCCCCGUAUUAUCUCGUUUUAGAAGUGAAAUAAUGAAAUAUUUAAACGUUGCGGAGAAAAAUGAUGCAGCUAAAAAUAUUGCAUUGCAUUUAUCCAGGGGAACUUCGAACAGGCGCGAGGGUUUAUCCCAAUACAAUAAAAUAUAUGAGUUUGAAGCAGAGGUUUUGGGACAGAAGAGUAAAAUGGUGAUGACUUCAGUGUCGGGACACUUACUGGCUUUGGAUUUUGUCAGUGCCUUCAAAAACUGGAGAUCUUGCAAUCCAUUGUCACUCUUUGAUGCGCCAGUUUACAAAUACUGUCCAGAGAAUUAUGAUAAAAUAAAGAAAACGUUAGAGCGCGAAGUUCGCAGUUGCCAAGGCCUAAUAAUAUGGACAGAUUGUGACAGAGAGGGGGAAAACAUAGGCUUUGAGAUCAUAGAAGUGUGCACUGCAGUUAAGAGUGACCUUAGAAUAUACAGAGCAAAGUUUUCGGAGAUAACAUCAGUGUCUGUCAUAAGAGCAUUACACAAUUUGGAGCAGCCUAACAAGAACAUAAGUGAUGCAGUUGAUGUUAGACAGGAACUAGAUUUAAGGAUAGGUGCCUCCUUCACGCGCUUUCAAACUCUGCGACUGCAGAAAGUGUUCCCCAGCAAGCUGGCAGAGAGCUUGGUGAGCUACGGCUCGUGUCAGUUCCCCACACUGGGGUUUGUGGUGGAGCGAUACAGGGCUGUCGAAAACUUUGUUGUUGAACCAUUUUGGAAGAUCAAAGUAAACCACACAAUAAACAACCUGAGCGUUGAUUUCACUUGGAAUAGAGUCCGACUGUUUGAUCAGCUUGCUUGCCAAGUAUUACACGACAUCUGCUUAGAAAACCCACAGGCAAAAGUCACAGAUGUGAAAACUAAACCCAAGUCCAAAUGGAGACCUUUACCUUUGGAUACUGUGGAACUUGAAAAAUUAGCGUCCAGAAAAUUAAAAAUCAAUGCCAAAGAGACGAUGCGUAUCGCCGAAAAACUGUACACCCAGGGUUUGAUAAGCUACCCGCGUACGGAAACCAAUGAGUUUCCCAAAGAGAUGAACUUGGGGCAGCUGGUGGGCAUGCAGACUGGUGACCCCAACUGGGGGACAUUUGCACAGAACAUUCUGGACAGCGGAGGCCCCACACCGCGCCAGGGGAAUAAGAGCGAUAAGGCCCAUCCGCCUAUACACCCUACUAAAUAUACUAACAGUCUAUCGGGAAAUGAGCAACGAGUAUACGAGUUCAUAGUCCGAUCCUUCUUGGCGUGUUGUUCCAAGGACGCGCAAGGACAAGAAACCAUUGUGACCAUCGACGUCGCCAACGAAGUGUUUAGUGCGAGCGGUCUCAUGAUUACCGCCAGGAACUAUCUAGACGUGUACCCGUAUGAUAAGUGGUCGUCGAAGGAGAUACACGUUUACGAGAAUGGACAAACCUUCAAUCCAACAAGUAUAGACAUGGUAGAUGGAAACACCUCCCCACCAAACCUACUGACUGAAGCAGAUCUCAUUGCGCUCAUGGAGAAACAUGGGAUUGGAACGGACGCAACGCACGCAGAGCACAUAGAAACUAUUAAGAGUCGUUCAUACGUGGCACUCGCGGACGCCAUACAUUUCGUCCCAGGGUUGUUAGGCAUGGGUCUAGUGGAGGGAUAUGACGCCAUGGGCUUGAAUAUAUCCAAACCACACCUUCGGGCCCAGUUGGAAGCUGAUCUCAAAGACAUUUGCGAAGGGAGGAAGGAUCCUAAACUGGUGUUAGCUGAACAGGUAGCAAAAUAUAAGGAAGUAUACAUCACCGUGACGGCCGAAGCGAAUAAAAUCGACAGCGCUUUAGCGGAAAGAUUCAACGAGCGAGCCAUCGAGUACACGCCCACCGUUGAGUCGCUACCCGCCAUGCCACCUGCCUUGAAAUGUCCGAAAUGUGGGUCAGACAUGGUGGUCAGACAGAAGAGGAAUAACGCAGAUGAGUACUACAUUAGCUGCGUAUCUUAUCCGAGAUGCAUCAAUGCUAUUUGGUUCCCUUCCAUCGUCAAAACAUUACAAGUGUUACCAGACAGUUGUCCUUCGUGUGGUCCAAAUUACAAAAAGCUGAAGUUCGAAUGGCGAAACAAUUCCAUAAGUCACAUAUACCCGCCUCCUUACACCACUUGUAUCGGUGGCUGUGACACCACCUUCCUCGAAAUGCUGCAAAUAAAUUUGUCUUCAGUAACAGCAACAUCAAGAAAUACAAGAACAGAUACAAACUCGAACAGAAACACAACAAGCACUUUUACUAGUUCAUCAACCACUUCUGCAAAUCCAUCAAGCAAUAAUAUUCCUUAUGUUAAUAACAAUCCAAGCACCGUAAAUCGCCCAAGGCAAUUCGUACCUCCUGCGAUAGUAAAUAGAACUCUAAAUAAUAUGAAUGGUCCGAGAAUGCCGGUUCCAAGGAAUACUGCAAAUCACCCUAGGUUGCCCACCCCGCCUUCAAGUGACAGUGGGGAAAAUCAGGUUUGCUGUGGAUGUAAUAGGGAAGCUAUAUUGCUUACUGUUCGAAAGCAGGGACCCAAUAUAGGCAAGCAAUUCUACAAAUGCCAACUCGGUGUGGAUAAUGGAGGUUGCGACUUUUUCCUAUGGGCCCCCGAGUCAUCAGGCACAACUACAACUAGCCAGAGCAACUUCGACACCCCUGCGACUAGUUCCCGGGGCAGUUCCGCGGGCACCAGCCGCGGCUGGGGCAUAGCGCCCAGCUUUCCCAGGGAUGAUUACCCCCCGAACGAUGAAAAUGUCAUGUGUAACUGUGGGGCGCCUUGCAAGAAAUUAACAGUCCGCAAAGAAGGACCCAACAAAGGUCGCCAAUUUUACGGGUGUCCUAAAGAAAGUAACGCACGUUGUUCCUUCUUCCAGUGGGCCGGCGACGGAGAGACCAAUACAGGAUGGGGUGGUCAAGAAAGUUAUAGUAGCGCUGGACGCGGGAGAGGGAGGGGCGGCAGAGGAGGGGGAGGGGGGUCGGCGAGCGAGGGGGAGCCACGCACGCGCAAGUGUGGCCUGUGCCGGCAGGAGGGACACACUAGGAAUAGAUGCCCUAACAACCAGUGAAUAACUUACAACUUGUUCGUAUUCUAUCUAAUACCCGGCGUGUGUUAUGAUACUCUCUUGAAAGUGUCAAAAACAACCGUACAGUUUCAACUCAAUCCGUUAAAUAACACCUCAAAUGCAUAAAUAUUGGACAGGAAGAUAGACAAACAAUGAAUUCUAAAGAAUAAAAUUGCUGAAAAAUGUGAUAUAGUAUAAUUUCUUAUUAUAAAUUAUUUUACCAAAGGUAUAGUGGAAUAAUAUCAAAUACGCUUUAGUAGCCUUUGUAUUAAAUAUUCCAAUUACUUAUUGUAAAUAAAAAUAAAAGUUUUUAUACAUUUG
This is a messenger RNA of Maniola jurtina (meadow brown), 3580 nucleotides long. RefSeq names its product DNA topoisomerase 3-alpha (gene Top3alpha). The record is from RefSeq and is a predicted model, not a curated record. Gene Ontology annotation, cellular component: chromosome; nucleus. Gene Ontology annotation, molecular function: DNA topoisomerase type I (single strand cut, ATP-independent) activity; DNA binding; zinc ion binding. The transcript has 15 exons. NCBI's taxonomy places the organism in Eukaryota, Metazoa, Arthropoda, Insecta, Lepidoptera, Nymphalidae. Gene Ontology annotation, biological process: DNA topological change. The coding region runs from base 125 to 3262 and encodes 1045 amino acids.